Messenger RNA from Anoplophora glabripennis (Asian longhorned beetle), 776 nucleotides. RefSeq names its product programmed cell death protein 5 (gene PDCD-5). Bases 200 to 592 code for a protein of 130 amino acids. Lineage: Eukaryota; Metazoa; Arthropoda; Insecta; Coleoptera; Cerambycidae. Gene Ontology annotation, cellular component: nucleus; cytosol. The transcript is spliced from 3 exons. Gene Ontology annotation, molecular function: DNA binding. The record is from RefSeq and is a predicted model, not a curated record.
AGUGCUAAUUCUGUCAUUUAUUUCUGUUUCUGAUAUUUUUCUUGUCGUCGUUCUUGUUUUUGUGCGCUUAGUGGAAUAUGCGAAAUUAUGAACUGCGAAGGGCAUGUGCAAUAUAAUUAAUGAUAAUUUGUGAUUUUUUCUUUUUCCCGAAUUUGUACGAGUUUAUUUUUUAAUUAUCAAUCACCCAACAUUAGAUAAUAUGGCAGAUCCCGAAUUAGACGAAAUAAGAAAGCAAAGACUUGCUCAGCUACAAUCGCAAUAUCAGGGAGGUGAAUCGAAUCAGGCCUCGCAGAAACAUAAGGAAGAGCAAGCUAGAGCACAGGAGGACGCAAAAAAUUCUAUACUGUCUCAGAUAUUGGACCAGUCGGCCCGAGCAAGAUUGAACACCUUAAUGUUGGGAAAGCCGGAGAAGGGACAGAUGGUUGAAAACAUGUUACUGAGAAUGGCGCAAACCGGGCAAAUCUGCACAAAGAUAGGAGAGAAAGAGCUGAUAGGACUGUUGGAAAACGUUAGCAGUCAAACGAAAAGCAAGACUUCGGUGAAGUUUGAUCGUAGGAGAGCCGCCUUAGAUUCUGAUGAUGAAGACUUUUAGUUUUUAGGAUGUUUCGUUGGGGUAAUUUUAGUUUGGAACCGCUUAAAACAAUACUCUUAAGGUAACGUUUAUUUACAACAAUAAUUCAUAAAUACAAAGUAUGCGAUGAUACUAAUUUUAAAACUUACGUAGUAUGUACAAUAAAUGCGUUUUAAUAAAUUAUUUACCUGCUUGUAUAAAAUAA